AUGGUGUUACCUCGUCCAAAUCAAACAACUGCAACUCACUAUGAACUAAAUACGAAAAAGUGUCAAACAACAAAAGCGAACAGUAAAACAAAAAAGAAAUCCAAACAACGUCUACUAACUACAAAGCCCGUUCAAACUAAACGAAAGAAACUAACUAAGCGCGUUGACUUAAACGAUCCAUCGCUUGAUACCAUUACUUUACGACGAAGUCGUCGUCUAAAUUCUAAAACUAAACAAACCACUCCUCUUCCCUGCUCGAAUACUAAACCCCAUUCGUUACGACGUACGAAAAAUUCCUGUUCACAUUCAAUCAAACAAGAUCAUUUAGUUUCAUCCAUGGGUUUACGCAAUGGCAAGAUCGUUAAUCUGCGUUCAUUCAUAUCGGAUACAACACCAACUCAAGAGAUCACGGCAACGUCAUUGCCAUUACCUUCAUACAAUCCCUUACCAAUAGCGCAUCAAACGCUUGUAUCCUGUACAUCAAAAACUGCACAUCAGCAGAAUAAUAUCAAUAACAAUAAUAACAAUAACAAUAAUAAUGAUUUCAAUUUGCUCUUUUACUAUUCGAAUCUUACGAAUCAUCCUUCGUUAGAUCCGAGUAAUUAUUUUCCCGCACGACUAGAUAUUCUUCUUGAUCGGCCGCCUGCAUCACGUGAGAAACAAUUGGAAUACGCCUGGAAUCAUGAAGAUCGUUCGAUGAACAUUUUUGUUAAACAUAACGAUCCAUGUACUUUCCAUCGACAUCCUGUAGCACAAAGUACCGAUGCUGUUCGCUGUAAAAAAGGCUUCUCCAGUGGAAUACACGUAUGGGAAAUAGAAUGGAAUACGAGACAACGUGGUACGCAUGCAGUCGUUGGCGUUGGAACAUUAAAAGCUCCACUUCAUUGUCCCGGCUAUCAAGCAUUAGUUGGUAUGACUCAAGAAUCCUGGGGAUGGGACUUGGGUCGAAAUAAACUUUAUCAUAAGGGCAUCAAUAGCGUUUAUGCAUCAACACAGAACCCUUCUACUCCAACAAACUUUUCUGGUCUAUUACCAUCAACGACAGCAUCAUCGACAAUGACUGAUCCAGCAGAUGCAUUGAACAAUAAUGGUAUUGCUUAUUCAACAAAAUCAGAUGAUUAUUUUGUUGUACCUGAUAAAUUUCUUGUGAUUCUCGAUAUGGAAGAAGGAACAUUAUCAUAUAUUGUCGAUGGACAAUAUUUAGGUGUAGCAUUCAGUGAUUUAAAAGAUAAAGGCACACUUUAUCCAAUGGUUUCAUCGGUAUGGGGACAUUGUGAAAUAACCAUGCGGUAUAUCAAUGGCUUACAACCUGAACCUCUUCAGCUGAUGGAUACAUGUCGUCGUGUCAUACGUAAACAGUUAGGACGAACGAAUUUACAUUUAAUCAACCAGUUACCAUUACCCACCUCUCUUCAAAAUUAUUUAGUUUAUCAAUAG
Molecule: messenger RNA, 1437 nt
Organism: Adineta ricciae
Lineage: Eukaryota; Metazoa; Rotifera; Eurotatoria; Adinetida; Adinetidae
Source: the annotation of a GenBank genome assembly